Messenger RNA from Rotaria sordida, 1086 nucleotides. The record is from the annotation of a GenBank genome assembly. Lineage: Eukaryota; Metazoa; Rotifera; Eurotatoria; Philodinida; Philodinidae.
AUGGUCGAUGUUCUCUAUUCACUUGUGGAUGUUAGUAAACGGCUUGAUCAAUUAGUACUUGAUCCAGUUUAUAUUCGUAAACUUGAUAUGACCUCCAUGACAAUGAAAUCAUUUGAGGAUCGUAUCUACUCAAUAGACAAUGAAGUUCUUUCAAAAAUUUGUAAAAACAUUUUACCUCGAAUUCAUGAUCAAGUAAAUGAACUCAUUGUUGAACAACAUUCAAUGGAACGUGUUCUUCAUACAACCAAUUAUCCUCAACUUUACUCGUUGUCGCUUAUAGAUUUUGAAGAAGAAGUACUGCUCGAAUAUUUAGCAGAUAAUACAAUUCUUCGCAAGCUUCUCAAUGAACAAAUUACACAUCUUCAAAUUGAUGUUAAGGAUACGACAGGAUCACCACCACUUCCUGAAAAGCUUUCAACUAUGUUUGUUUUUAUUUUAUCUUUAUGUAAACAACUAAUCAAGUUAGAUUUUUGUCAAUUCGAUCAUCGAUCAACGUUUUGUACUUUUGACUUAUCGACCAAUUGCAAGUCUUCAACUUUGACUACAUUGAAAAUUGAUGUGGAAACUUUCGAUGAUUGUCUUUAUCUACUUGAUGGACGGUUCAAUUGUUUAUCAACAAUGAUUGUACAUGUUGGAGAAAUUACACAUACAUUAGCAACUAUAGAUAAUACGAAAAAACUUCCCAAAUUGAAACAUUUCUCAUUAUGCUCGUGUCCACGCACAGUUGUUUAUGAUAAUCUAAUUAUUCCACUACUUCAACGAAUGAUAAAUCUUGAAGAAUUGAGAUUAUUUCUGUCAAUAACAAGAACUGACUCGAAUUAUAUUGAUGGCACUGAAUUAUAUAAUUCAAUUCUUAUUUAUAUGCCACGAUUAAACAAAUUUACUUUCAAUAUAGACACAUGUAUAAUCAAGAAGAAUAUUGAAAUACCUCUGUCAUCGAAUGAAGAUAUUCAACGUAGUUUUAUUAGAACAAAAUAUGGACCAGUUGUUUCAUAUGUUGAAACCUUAAUAUUGGCUAUGAAUCACUCGCACUGGUCACAAACAAUUUCACCAAUGAUGCAACAUAUUUCACUUGUUCGAAAUUGA